Messenger RNA from Symbiodinium natans, 723 nucleotides. The record is from the annotation of a GenBank genome assembly. NCBI's taxonomy places the organism in Eukaryota, Dinophyceae, Suessiales, Symbiodiniaceae.
AUGUCCGCCAAAGAUUAUCUCAGGGGCAUGAAGACGGUUUUUGCAAAGAGCAGUGAGAAGUGCCUGGCCAUGAACGUCUUUGCGCUGGACGAGCUUCGGGCAGAGGCCUAUGGCGACUGGGGCAGAGAUGCCGGGGCGGCAGUGCAAGCAGCUUUCAAGGCCGCCGCCCCCGUGCUACUCUGUGACCUUCCGCAGGAAUGGACGUUCAGCAAGAUCAUUCCCAUCUACAACGACGCAUGGGUUCGCAGCAGGCAGAAGCGGCUGGAGUUCUUGAGCGACCUUCCCACGGCCACGCGCUUCCAAGAGGCUGAGGAGGCCAUCAUCCGCGAGGCGGUGCUGGCCGGCCACGGAGGAGAUCUUUCCUCUCUGGACUAUGGUCUCGGUCUCUGUCGUCCUGCGACUGGGCUGGCGGAGGCUGACACGCGGCGUCUCUUCUUAGAAGAGCGUGACUCUGCCAUGGCACGAGCCGUUUGCGAGGCCUUAGAGGGCAGAUCGCAGCGUGUCCUGGGCGAGUCCAGAGAAGAGACCUUAAAGGAGGGCUCCAGUGCGGUGCUUCAGGUUGGCUGCUGCCACGUAGAAGGAAUCGUUGGUGAGAUGCAAGCGCACGGCUACGAGGUCGUUGGUGCCCCGUCCCAGGGGUGGCCGAGAAGAAAGGUGGCGACUUCAAAGAGAAAGUCCAACUCAAAAAAGUCCAAGACACUGGGAGCUCGAGGAUUCGCAUAG